AUGGGCAGUACAGAAAACAAGGAAGAACAGAUGGCUGGACAGGGAGGUAAUAUCUGGGCAUCAAACAUCGAUUUCCUGUUUCCAGAAGAACGAAGAGGAUGGAGCGACUUCAAUGCUCGAAUGAAUAAUACUGUGAAAAGUAAUGCGUCCGCUUUUAAUGUCGGCAUCAUCUAUACGUUUGGAGAUUCAGUGAUGUCACCGGAAUUCGUCUUCUUCGUAUCGGCGCUUGUUGCUUUCACCGUUCGAUAUGCCGCUGUAUUCUGGUAUACAAACAAAGCUCUUUCAUUCACAUUCGCUUUUCAGUUGCUUUUCAUGAGCGUGGAAUCAAUUUUCGCCUACACAGGGUUUUCUAUACUUUACAAAGUGACAAUAAAUUAUUCUAUUUACAACCAUAACCUAUCGUUGGCUCUAGGUCCAGGCGGUACGUUAGUCCUGUACUUGUUUGGCGGGACCAUUGUCCUUCUGUCAACAAUUACCGUCUUCUACUACGGCUCCUAUCAUUUUCAUGAAAAAUUCCGACUAGUCGACCGGAAACACAAUCCCGAAAAGUACGUUCGACAUAAGCGGAACUACAAAGGUCCCUGUAACGGGUAUGUGUCUCAUUCAUGUGCAGUCGGCACCCUGGUACUUCUUGCAAUAUUUAAGGGUCCAAUCCUUUAUGACCUGGUUUCAAUCUACAGGCUCACGAGUGACAACCUCGUUCUGACGUGUGUCGUUAUUGAUGUAGCAUAUAUGAUAUGCUGGAUUUGCUUGUGGACGCUACUUACAAUAAAGGAACAAUGGCUGUUCCGAAUACUAGAUUACGCAAAUGUAGGCGAACCGAUAUUUGUUAUAAAGAGUGACAGUUUGUUAAGAACGCCAUCCAUUUCUAUUGGUUCUAUUGAACUGAAAGACAUCCAAAUGACACGUGGAAAGCGACCGAGUUCGAUUCCAAGUUGUGACAUUACCGCAAGUGAGAGUGGAUUCGAUGAAUUCGAGACAGCCCCUUCAGAGGAAGAAGAGCGAUUCGAACUCUCCCUGCCAACUGUAAGUGAGAACCCGGAUGCAUGUGAUGAUGACAGCAAUAGUGUGAUAAUGAGACGCUCGCGAAAUAGACGUAGCGGUGCCCAACGUGUGACAUUUCACGAAACCGUCCGGCGGUCGAGUGACAACCUGCUUCGCUGUCAGUCACCACACGAAGGAGACACACGUGUUAAUGUUACAGCCGACGUGCAUGCAGGAAGUAGAAAGGGGAUGGUUUCUCCUUUCCGUCGGAGUUUGUCCGACAUAGAUACCUGCCGAGCGGUGUCACCCGCUAACAAUAAAAGUUCUAGUUUACCAAGGUUUCAGCAUUCUAAACAGAGAGAGGAUUUCAAGGAACCGCUCUUAGAAACAGCAAAAAAAGUUAAUCCUGAUUCACAGAAUCACGAAAUUGUUUUAACGUCUGCGUCGGGUUCAGAAUCAGAAACAAAAUUACAAAGUACUAGCAAUAAACCUCCACGGCCUCAGAGCAGUGGGGACGGAGUACGCCAGCCCCCAGUAGUGAUUAAUUACAAACCGUCAAAUAUCGACACAGCCGAACAACGUGACAAACUGGAUAAACAGAGUCGGUUCAAAUCGGCAGACAAGGUUCACCCUAAGGAUUCUAGGCUGACUAUUAGGGAUCUGAAGGACCCAAGUACCAACAACGAAGUCAAAGUCAAGCUUUUAAAUGACAAAGACUAUAACGAAAUAGGCGGUGAGAAACAGCCAGACAUUGUUCCAAAAGAUAACUCAAACCAUCUUUAUCCCAAACCUGUUCAAACUUUAAGUAGCGGGAAAUCUGAUAUUUCUCGGAGAGAUUCUGCAAAUUAUUCCAUGACGUCAUCACAAGACAAUUCCUCCAACGAUUCCGACCACGGUCUUCACCACUCGCGCGCCCUCUGCAGUCAAAACAAGGCUAGAUAGAUGGCAAAGAUCAACACAUCCAACCACUGACGUCAACAAUUAUCUGCGCAUACAAAGGAGAAAGAAGAGGAUGAACGUGUCAACCUCAAUUUAAGGCAUAUUGUUCAUUAUCAGUCAUUAUCUAGAAUAACAUGAUCACCAGAGAGCGUAAGUUAUGAAGGAUUAGGAUGUGAUAUUUACAACGUUUACUCAAUACACAGUAGAAGAUAAACCAGAACGAUUGAAUUUUAGUUUAAAAAUAUUUAUUUGUUUUAAAAUGCUGAUUUCUACCAAAACCAAAAUACAAUGACAUGACUCAGCCAAUUAGAAAAAAAGUAUUCACUGAAAGAUUUUUUUCAUUCAUUUAUGAUUGACUUCGAAAAUUAUGGCAACGUCUCGUCAUGACAGGUAGCAUGAUGUGACAUUAAUAUAAGUGAGGCGGAAUAUCCUUGUCUUUUUUAAAAUAUAAAUUUCCUAAGAAUUUUUCAUAGAAUAAACUGAAAAUGUGAAAAAUGGUAUAUAAGUACUGGUAUCUCGUUUACGACAAUAUUGGAACCCCUUGAAUUUGAUAACUUGUGCAAAUGGAAUAUCUUAAAAUAAAAUCUAACCCCUUACCUGCUACCUUUCGGAAAUCUUGUUCGUCAUAUACAUGUAUGUGUGAUUGAAUUGUGUUGUGCCGUGCUGUACUAAGACACAGCCGAAUUGUCGUUAGUUCUUAUUUGUUGUGCCAUUCCAAUGCAUUGAUUUACAAAAAGAAAAUCAAUUGAAAAACGUACGGAAAGUUUUCAGAUGGAUUUUAAGACGAGCGAGUAUGAUAUCCAAGGUCUGGUUCGUUUCAUGAUUUAUAAUGAUCGUUUGCGAACAUAAUUUCAUGAUUAAUCAUUCAAAGAAUGAAAUUAAUCUGAAUCGAAUUACGGAAAGACAUGAAUCUAUGAGAAGCAAUUCGUCCGGAAAAAGAGUAACAGUAGAAGUGAUCAUUAAUAAACAUAAUACUUUAUACUAUUAAAAGAAGGAACCAAAUACACAAGUAUCCCUGUAGGAUCCCUCUGUAUCACGUGGUGCUAAACCUCCCCUGUGUGAGACUUGCAUAGAAAUUAAUUGCUUAUACAACAGAUGUUCAUGAUUUAUGUAAAUAUCCAUGACGUAGCUAAUUAUGUUUAUGUGUAUAUAUGUUUAUUUGUAUGAUGUUGCAAUUUGUAUAAAGACAACCAUACUAGCAAUACAGAGUUAGUUAUUCGUAGGCUAGGAUGCGACUAUAUAUGUACUGACAAGGAGAUGAGAUAAACUUUUAAAAAAAACCGCA
Molecule: messenger RNA, 3208 nt
Organism: Ylistrum balloti
Lineage: Eukaryota; Metazoa; Mollusca; Bivalvia; Pectinida; Pectinidae
Exons: 3
Coding region: 1-1926 (641 amino acids)
Source: RefSeq, a predicted model, not a curated record